CUGGACGACAUUACAACAAUCUACAAGCAGACAGGAGAAACAAACGUCACUAUGCCGAAGACGCUACAGAAAGUACACAAGCAUAUUGCGAAGAAGAGAGGAGCGGUUGAGGCUCUUCACGAGUUCAGCAGAGAUGCCAGAAGAUUACGCCGUGCCACCGCUAGAGAUGACCGAGUCGCUCGAGUGUCCGCCAAUAUGUCGCGGGGCAGACAAACCUAUGUUGACCGCAUUGCAUACUUCUACGAGACGCUACCCGAAGAUGCCACACCCAUGUCGGAAGACGAGAUGAAGGAUAUCGUGGUGAGGUACAUCAACCGUAGUGUGCCCGAGAUCGAGCAAUUACAGAGCGAGAGACGGAAAGGCAGACCCCCCAGCAAGCGGGAAGAGGCGUUGCUGCAGCGAACCGAUGUUGAGAACAAGGAAUUCAAGACGGGCUUUUGGUUGCCUGAUCUUAGUGAGCAGAGUGUGAUCAACUCGCUUAGAGCUUGGAAUGGCGAUUGGUCUGGCUUGAGCACAAUGAAGUUCAUCCGGAUCACUAAGGAUGGAGGCAAGCAGCCUUCGGUAUUUCCUCCCAAGGGAAUGUCUUGAAAGAUUUCCUUCGUCUUCUGUGUGCCGAGUUGCAAAAAGUUUGGGUGCUAUGCUAUGUUGCGGGAAUCUCAUGGGACUAUGGCGUUAUAAUUGCAUAUAAUUCAUGUAUAGAC
Aspergillus japonicus CBS 114.51 is the source of this 701-nucleotide messenger RNA. RefSeq names its product translation machinery-associated protein 16. Lineage: Eukaryota; Fungi; Ascomycota; Eurotiomycetes; Eurotiales; Aspergillaceae. Gene Ontology annotation, cellular component: nucleus. The coding region runs from base 52 to 588 and encodes 178 amino acids. The transcript has 3 exons. The record is from RefSeq and is a predicted model, not a curated record.